AAAGGUAGUGGAAAUAGAUACAGUUGCAUAGACGGAAGUUUUGUUGUUGAAAAGGCAAUAGCUCUCGUACAUUAUUGUGUGUUCAGAGCCUUGCUGAUAAGGGAACAAGACACUGAAGGCCAGAGCAGUUUGUCAGACCAGUAAAGACAACAUGGGUCCUAUUAUGACGGCUGCUGCUAUUGGAACAGGAGCCAUAGGUGCUGUGGUUCUGGCUCCUGUUGUUCUGGGAGCAGCAGGUUUCACCUCAGCUGGAAUAGCAGCAGGUUCUAUUGGUGCGAAAAUGAUGUCGGCUGCUGCAGUUGCUAACGGAGGAGGAGUGGCAGCAGGAGGCCUGGUGGCUAGUUUGCAGGCAGCAGGCACAGCUGGUCUGUCGGGAGUUGCAACUGCAGCUGUGGCAGGCACCGGAGCAACAGUGGGAUGGAUAACAAGCUUCUUCCGCUGAAAAUCAUUAAGAAACAAAAUGCAUUCACAAUACUUUUACUUUAGCCACAUUAAGGAGGUUAUUGAAGAUAACAUCAGUGUACCUACUAAAUAGCACUUCUUUGAUUUCAGACAACUAAAAUGUUGAGUUCAAUAAAUCUGAGCAACCUGUGAAA
Molecule: messenger RNA, 596 nt
Organism: Anoplopoma fimbria (sablefish)
Lineage: Eukaryota; Metazoa; Chordata; Actinopteri; Perciformes; Anoplopomatidae
Product: interferon alpha-inducible protein 27-like protein 2A
Exons: 5
Coding region: 152-442 (96 amino acids)
Biological process (GO): apoptotic signaling pathway
Cellular component (GO): membrane; mitochondrion
Source: RefSeq, a predicted model, not a curated record